AUGGAUGGAAGACUUGAGAAAAUUAAAGCUCAGGUUGAGUUUUAUUUUAGUGAUGCGAAUUUCAGAGUAGAUAAGUUUCUUAGGGAGCAGGCAAUGGCAAAUGAAGGAUAUGUGAACAUUGCAACGAUAGCGUCGUUCAACAGACUAAGGAAUUUGAAUGCAACAGUUGAGGAGAUCAAGCAGUCACUAGAAGGAAGCAAGAUUGUUGAACUGAAUGAUGACAAGAUAAAGAAGAUUGAGACUGAGGAGUAUCUAUCUUAUGUUGCUGAUGAAUGUAUUGAAAAGAGGAUGGUCUAUGCCGAGGGGUUUGAUAAGGAAAGCAGUCUUGAAGAUAUUGAGGAGAUACUGAGCGAGUAUGUUGAGCCAGCUCUUAUAAGGAUGAGGCGUGACAAGGAGAAGGUGUUUACCGGGAGUGUGUUUGUGGAGUUGAAGUCUGAAGCGGACGCAGAGAAGCUGAUUGGAGUCAAGGUGCGGAUCAGAACAAAGAAAGAGAAUCCAGAAGAUGAAGAGAAUGCGAAGAAGCAGAAGAGCGAGGAGAAGUAUUUGAACAUAAUGAAGAAGGAGGAAUAUAUGAAAGAGAAGGCGAAGAUGAGUGCAGAGAAGAAGGAACAGAUAGCAAGAGAGGCACUUGAGAAGGACUUUGUUCCCAGACUGUUUAGGUAUGAAUCAAGCGAGGAGCUGGAUGUGAAGGCAAUAAGGAAGAUUGUUAAGAACACAGCAUUUAUUGAUGUGAGUGAAAAGGUGAUAAGGAUGAAAUAUAUUGAGGAAUUUAAGGAAAAGAAGUUUGAGGAGGAAGGAAAGGAAGUGACUCUAUUUAAGAUGGACGAAGACAAGGCUCUUGAGUACUGCAAGAAGAUCAAGAUAGCACCGAAGGAGGAUAAGAAGUCGAGCAAGAAAUAA
Messenger RNA from Ordospora colligata OC4, 900 nucleotides. RefSeq lists its product as uncharacterized. Gene Ontology annotation, molecular function: mRNA binding. The transcript has a single exon. Gene Ontology annotation, cellular component: nucleus. The coding region runs from base 1 to 900 and encodes 299 amino acids. NCBI's taxonomy places the organism in Eukaryota, Fungi, Microsporidia, Ordosporidae. Gene Ontology annotation, biological process: RNA processing. The record is from RefSeq and is a predicted model, not a curated record.